Messenger RNA from Tribolium castaneum (red flour beetle), 851 nucleotides. RefSeq names its product Ubiquitin conjugating enzyme 7 (gene Ubc7). Gene Ontology annotation, cellular component: endoplasmic reticulum; cytosol. The record is from RefSeq and is a predicted model, not a curated record. NCBI's taxonomy places the organism in Eukaryota, Metazoa, Arthropoda, Insecta, Coleoptera, Tenebrionidae. The coding region runs from base 121 to 624 and encodes 167 amino acids. The transcript is spliced from 5 exons.
UGAUUGCAGUGCACUUUUUUUUAAGAAUUGACAAACGCUCACGUAAAAUAUUAUAAAGAAUAAUUAAAUUCAUUCAAUGCACAUUUUUGGGUGCUCAUAUUGUUCAAAUAUUGAUAAAAAAUGGCAGGCUCAGCUCUAAGACGCCUUAUGGCCGAGUACAAGCAACUGACUCUGAACCCCCCAGAAGGUAUCAUUGCUGGUCCAAUAAACGAAGAAAAUUUCUUCGAGUGGGAAGCGUUGAUAACUGGCCCUGAGGGGACAUGUUUUGAGGGCGGUGUUUUCCCAGCUAAACUCAUUUUCCCCCCGGACUAUCCCUUAAGCCCUCCUAAAAUGCAGUUCACCUGCGAAAUGUUUCACCCUAAUAUUUAUGCUGAUGGGCGAGUAUGUAUUUCCAUUUUGCACGCCCCUGGAGAUGACCCUAUGGGCUAUGAGUCAAGUGCUGAGAGAUGGUCUCCUGUACAGAGUGUUGAAAAAAUUCUUCUCUCAGUUGUCAGCAUGCUUGCAGAACCUAAUGAUGAGAGUGGAGCAAAUGUUGAUGCUGCGAAAAUGUGGCGGGAAAAUAGGGAGGAAUUUAACAGAAUAGCGGAGCGGAUUGUAAGGCGAACGCUUGGGAUUCCUACGUGAAUUUUUACAAAUUUUAACUGAGAGUUACGUCUGUUUGUUACAAUUUUAAUAAUUUAUGGGGAUUAAAGUUUAGUUUUAAAGUUCAAGACUAAGGGCCUGGCUUGUUACCGCGCUAAAGUGAGAAAAAAAUUUAUUUCAAUAUAUUAUUUCUGAACAACAGUUAAACCAUAAACUUAGUCUGUUAGGAACCUAAGCUAUUGAAAUAAAUACAGCAGCAUCCAUUCACA